AUGACGGUCAAUGUCUUCGCAGUCCCCGUGUUCUUCAUCGUGUUCCGCGAGACCUUGGAGACUGCGGUGAUUGUCUCCGUCCUGCUGGCCUUCCUGAAGCAAACCCUCGAUGGUCCGCAUCGCGAUGUCGCCGUGUAUAAAAAGCUUGUCAGGCAGGUCUGGUAUGGCACCGCCAUAGGCGUUCUUAUAUGUAUGAUCAUCGGCGCCGCCCUUAUCGGCACAUUCUACCGCUUUGGCAGGGACAGCUGGGCCUCUACCGAAUAUUAUUGGGAAGGCUCGUUUGCUCUAGUGGCUGCUCUGGUGAUCAGUGUUCUCGGUGCCGCUCUCCUUCGCGUCGCCAAAAUGCAAGAGAAAUGGCGGGUCAAGCUGGCCAAAGCGCUCGAGGAAAAGCCAGCAACGACCGAUGGCAAGAAAGGUGCCUUUAAGCGGUGGUGCGAGAAGUACGCCAUGUUCAUGCUUCCCUUUAUUACCGUUCUUCGGGAAGGUCUUGAGGCCAUUGUAUUCGUUGCUGGUGUCUCCUUCUCCUCGCCUGCAGCUUCUGUUCCACUUCCUGUUGUGAUGGGUCUGCUCGCUGGAUUUGCCGUUGGAUAUCUGCUCUACAAGGGUGGUUCCUCCACGAGCUUGCAAAUAUUCCUUGUCAUUUCCACCUGUCUCCUUUAUCUUGUCGCCGCCGGCCUCUUCUCCAGAUCAAUCUGGUACUUCCAAGCACAAGACUGGAACAAUAUCGUUGGUGGUGAUGCUGCUGAAGUUGGAGCCGGUCCGGGGUCAUAUGAUAUCGACCGAAGUGUAUGGCAUAUAAACCUUGGUAACCCAGGACUGAACGGCGGCAGCGGAUGGGGUAUCUUCAACGCCAUUCUCGGCUGGACCAAUUCCGCAACCUACGGUUCCGUCAUCUCGUACAACGUGUACUGGAUCGCAGUCAUCAUCGGCUUCCUCCUGAUGCGAUACAACGAGACGAAAGGCCACCUUCCAUUUAUGAAAGCCGAGAAGUCUGACGAUCCCGAGGUCAGGAGCAAUAGCUCUGACAGCAACGGAGUCUUCAGACAGGACAGCCAAAGCAAAGAAGGGACGGCUGAAACAACGGAGGUCCCAUCAAGGACGAUUUCCGAAUAG
Messenger RNA from Venustampulla echinocandica, 1113 nucleotides. RefSeq lists its product as uncharacterized. Gene Ontology annotation, biological process: iron ion transmembrane transport. The transcript is spliced from 3 exons. Gene Ontology annotation, molecular function: ferrous iron transmembrane transporter activity. Lineage: Eukaryota; Fungi; Ascomycota; Leotiomycetes; Helotiales; Pleuroascaceae. The record is from RefSeq and is a predicted model, not a curated record. Gene Ontology annotation, cellular component: high-affinity iron permease complex; plasma membrane. Bases 1 to 1113 code for a protein of 370 amino acids.